AUGGGCCGCCCGGAUACCCAAGAUACCCAAGAUGUUGAAUCGAACCACGGAUCGUCUGCCUGGCGCGGCUGGGCGACUGUCUUACUCUGGAGUGUGUUGGGCUACCUGUGCAUCAUUGUGAUGGUCGUCGGCUACUAUAAUCCGUCUCUGUUUCCAAUUGAUCCGACUGCGCUGGUGUUCAACAAGAAUAUUUCUCCGUUCUUUGCCUUCUCGCAAGGAUCGGGCCAUUACCCCAAACCACACGGCGUCAAGAUCGUCGCACUGGUCCCUUUCCACUAUCAUGAGCGAACUGAAAUUCUAGACUGCUAUUUACAGAAAAAUCUGGUUCGCAACCACGGCUUCCUUGACCAGGUCGUUUUUAUUCCUCAGACAUCGGAUCCAGUUAGCCUGGAAUGGCUCUAUUCGUUAGUCAAGCAGACUCCCGGGUAUGCUAUUUCACCGCCCGGUCAUGGUAUGGAGUGGCAUAUUGCCAAAGACAAUGUCAUGUACAUUCGCAUCGACGGCGAUGUCGUCUUUUUUGAGGACCACACCAUCCCCACGAUUGUGAAAACGAAACUGGACAAACCCAACUCACUGAUGGUGUCAGCCAACGUUGUGAACGAGGCUGCACUUGCCUCACUUCAUAGUCACCCGGGUAUCGCCCUUCCAUAUCUCCCAGAGCUGCACCAUAUCAAACAGUCCUCCCGUUCCAAGUUACAACUGAGCCAGGAUUGGCGCGCUUCGAGUCUUCCACAGUGGCGUGGACCAGCAAGCUUCAGGGUCCAAAAGGGAUUUAAGCCCCCCUUUCAGGGGCAUCGUUGGCUUCUACCCGCGGAAGCAGGUUCAGAUCGAGAUCCCAUUGCAGGAUCGAUGUACACGGACACCGGCCCUUCACUCCAUGACUGGACCGUCAGCGCUCAGCAACACUAUUCUUUCCUACAUCAUCUCGAGUACAAGGAUUUGGUUCAUUACAAGUUCCCGUUAUGGACGGAUCCGACAGAACCCAUCAGCCAGAACUUUGGCUGUUUCUGGGGCCGUGAUGCGGAGGCUCUUAGCGAGAUUUUCGACCACCCCAGUGAAAAUCUAACCAACUCGUGGAGCGGACCUGAUGGCUCUCUUCCGCACGUCACUAUCGAUGGCAAGGGUCUAGUGUCUCAUUACUCGGCUCGUUUGGGGCUUGAUGGGCUGGACUCAACAGAUCUUUUGGACCGAUACCGAGCCUAUGCGCAGGAGAAGGUUUGCCUGCAGACACCGUGA
This is a messenger RNA of Penicillium cinerascens, 1236 nucleotides long. RefSeq lists its product as uncharacterized. Lineage: Eukaryota; Fungi; Ascomycota; Eurotiomycetes; Eurotiales; Aspergillaceae. The record is from RefSeq and is a predicted model, not a curated record. The coding region runs from base 1 to 1236 and encodes 411 amino acids. The transcript is spliced from 2 exons.